Messenger RNA from Trichoplax adhaerens, 819 nucleotides. RefSeq lists its product as uncharacterized. The coding region runs from base 1 to 819 and encodes 272 amino acids. The record is from RefSeq and is a predicted model, not a curated record. Lineage: Eukaryota; Metazoa; Placozoa; Uniplacotomia; Trichoplacea; Trichoplacidae. The transcript has 5 exons.
AUGCUGGUACUCUACGGUAGAGAUUAUCCAAACUUUUACUUGAGGGAAUUAGGUAAUACGGGCGUUGGUAAAGGCACUUUCGUCAAUUAUAUGCUUAGGCAUGAAAUGUUCAGAGAUGCAGAAUCUGCAGCUGUAGAUACCUAUGGUCCUGCUACCUUUACGAUCGGUUAUGAAAUGCGGCCAGAAAUCUUAUAUGCGAAGCCAUUUCUAAGCGAGAAAUAUCCCUUGGUUUUCAAAGAUUUCCCCAGAUUUCAAGAUAAUAGAUUAUCAAGCGAUGCAGUUGUGACUUCUAUUAGCACUGAAUUGGCGGUUCGAAAUGCUCAUCAGGAGAUUAAAGAGCAGUCUAAGCAACUAAAAAAUGCUAUUAAAACAUAUCAGGAGAGUAAGAAUCGGUCCGAGGCACCAAAAACUUUGAAAUCAGACCUUGAGAAUCACCUUUCUGGUUCAGAAGAUUCAACUAAUUCAAUAAAAACAUCGGAAGAAAUCCCAACUCAAAAUAAUCAAUUAAAGAACAUGAGCUUAUGCGAAAAUGGAAGCUUAUAUCAAAACCAGACACGAUGCAGUACAGAAAAUUCCAUCACCCUAAAAUUUAACAUGUCGAGUAGCUCUUUUUAUCCUUUUAAAUCUCUGUUUUGUUUGCAUUGCGGAGCUGGUAGCCGACAUAACAUUCCUAGUCCACUAGGUCUGUAUGAAAAAGGGCUAGUAGAGGCGGUAGAUAGAGUCGGUUUUCGGUUUGCUGAAGUAGCACUUGCCUCGGGAGUGGUCUGGCUUUCUGAUGUUAUUGCAGUUGUAGACACUUACAUAGCAUAUAACUCUUAG